Corticium candelabrum is the source of this 2153-nucleotide messenger RNA. RefSeq names its product ubiquitin carboxyl-terminal hydrolase 14-like. The transcript has 18 exons. Lineage: Eukaryota; Metazoa; Porifera; Homoscleromorpha; Homosclerophorida; Plakinidae. Gene Ontology annotation, biological process: protein deubiquitination; proteasome-mediated ubiquitin-dependent protein catabolic process; regulation of proteasomal protein catabolic process. Gene Ontology annotation, molecular function: protein binding; proteasome binding; cysteine-type deubiquitinase activity. Bases 382 to 1929 code for a protein of 515 amino acids. The record is from RefSeq and is a predicted model, not a curated record.
UAUACACGCAUGCGUGACUCCGGUAACGAUUAGCGUUUACUCUUUGUUUUAGAACCAAAACAAAGAGUGAACACUAAAAAAUCGGUAAACAGAACCAAAACAAAAGUAACGAUAUUAAUUAAUUAAUCAGAGUGGUGACGCAUGCGUGUUAGGACAUCGCUUGGAAGGUCUGGGUGUCAUUUCCAACGGUUUCCACUUCCUCGGUUAGUUCUAAGUCUACAAAUCGAGCACAUUCUUGCUGCUUUAGAUUUGUAUGCAUGCAUCUAAUAAAAUUAGGCUUAGUAGAAGGACAGGACAUGUGGUGAAGGUGCCACACGUGUGCACGCGUGCUAAUAUUAUCCGGGAUCUUGCGUACUAGGCUACGCUAGAACUCACUCUGCUAUGCCGGUAUACAAAGUAAACGUGAAGUGGGGCAAAGAGAAAUACGACGUCGAACUGGACAGUGAUGAGCCACCAUUGUUACUUAAGAACGUUCUCUACUCUUUGUCUGGUGUCAGUCCAGAGAGAAUGAAACUCAUGAUCAAAGGACAGACGGUAAAGGAUGAUGAUUGGGGAAAGAUUCGACUGCAAGAUAAUAUGAUGUUUAUGAUGUUGGGAUCGAAAGAGGUACUACCUGAGGCACCAAAGAAGAAGACAAUGUUUUUAGAAGACAUGAGUGAUGCUCAACUGGCCACAGCUUUGGAGAUGCCGUGUGGUUUGAAGAAUCUUGGAAACACGUGUUAUGUGAAUGCAACACUACAGUGUCUUAAAUCAGUGCCAGAGUUGCGAGAUGCACUGAAUCAGUUUGCCGGUGAUAUCAUGCUGCAUGGUACAAUAGUCGCAGCUCACUCAAUCACGGCAGCAAUCAGAGAGACAUUCAGAGGGAUGGACAAAACAGCAGAAGGAUAUCUACCCAUAAUAAUGUUGCAGGUGCUUCAUGCAGUGUACCCUCAUUAUGCAGAAAAAGCAGAGAACGGUGUGUGGAAACAGCAAGAUGCCAAUGAAUUGUGGACACAAGUUGUCAAACUGCUUUCAGAAAAGUUACUCGGUCAACCUGAUAGGCUUGCAGCUGAUGUUACAGUUGAGGGUGAAACUGCAGAUAUGGCAGUUGAGGCAGCAUCUGUAGCGAAGACGUAUAGCAAGAGUAACAUAAUAGAGCAGUAUUUUGGGUUAGAAAUGAGUAAUAUAUGGAAGUGUAUUGAGGCACCCGAUGAAGCUGAGACAUCAACAGUAGAAUACCUGUUUCAACUAGGAUGCUAUAUUUCUCAAGAAGUAAAAUACAUGGAGACAGGACUAAGAUCUCGACUUCAAGAACAGAUUACAAAACAAUCACCUUCACUCGGAACAGAUGCUGUCUAUACUAGAACAUCACGAGUACAGAGAUUACCAGCAUAUCUUACAAUCCAAUUCGUCAGAUUUUUCUACAAAGAGAAAGAGCGUGUGAAUGCCAAGAUCCUGAAGGAUGUUAAGUUUCCUCUCAAGCUGGAUAUGUUUGAGUUUUGUAGUCCAGAACUUCAGCAAAAACUCACUCCUGUUAGACAGAAAUUUAAGGAAGUGGAAGACAAAUUGAUAGCAGAAGCAGACAGGAAGAAGACAGCAUCCAUUUUGGGUAGUGAAGAAGGAAGUGAAAACAAGGAAUCCAAUGAGCCAAUAACGAUGGAAGUCGAUGAAGCAAAGAUUGAAUAUGAGCCUUACUCGUUUGAUGAUGAUGUUGGAUCAAACAACAGUGGCUAUUAUGAGCUCAACGCCAUUCUCACACAUAAGGGACGCUCUUCGUCAUCGGGUCAUUAUGUAGCAUGGGUUCGAAGAUCAGGAGCCUACUGGAUCAUGUUUGAUGAUGAUAAAGUGUCACCCGUUCAUGAAGAGGAUGUUGUUAAGCUUUCUGGUGGAGGUGACUGGCACAGUGCUUAUGUUCUACUUUAUGCUCCUAGAAGACUUCAAAAGGUAUAGGCAAGACAUUACUGCAAUAAUAUAUGAAUAAUGAUUAUGGUAAACUGUGCCAUUAAAUUGUGAGUCUUUUGUAGUCAAUCGUUACGUGCCCCAUUCUUGUUGCAUGUAGUACAAAUGUACACAACAAUGUGUUACCUAGUCAAUUGCAGUGUAGUGAAAAAAAUCUAGCGAAAACAUUAAAACUCUGUUCACUAUCAAGUUUCCCCAUGUGUCUGUUACUCAGU